CAGGAGUCAAGAAAAAGGAAGAAGCUUUUUUGGUCUGCGUAAGCGUUUUGAAAUUAACAGAGUAACUUUUGGAGAUCAGACUCGCUUGUACACGACAGGGAUUGCGUGUUUUCACCAUGGUGUGUACGUUAGAUGUCAUGGCUCCUUCUCUUCCUCUGAUAUUUCUGCUUGUGAUGCCAGGGGUUUAUAGUGAUGAUGAUUGGGGUGUGAGUUACAGCUCUUCAUACAUCUGUGCACUAAAGGGGUCAUCAGUGAUAAUGUCCUGCACUUAUAAAUACCCUCCUGGAUAUAAGAUCAAGAACGUUUUCUGGACCAAAUUUUAUGAAAAGGGUGUAGAUCCUCCAGAUCUGUUUAAUGACCCUGAAUACAGUCAGAGGAUUCAGUAUCUGGGAGAUAAACAGCAGAACUGCACCAUCAGACUGAAUGAUGUGACACAGAAGGAUUCACACGAGUACUAUUUCAGAUUCAUUACUAAUAUAACUGAUGGAAGAUUUAUUGGUUAUCCUGGAGUGACUCUUGAUAUCACAGAUCUUCAUGUGGAGUCUCCUGAGAGCGUGACAGAGGGAGAUACAGUCAGUCUGACAUGUAAAAGCACCUGUAAUCUGACUGACAGAACAACAUUCAUCUGGUGGAAAAACACACAGUCAUUAACUGAGAGAAACAAUAAACUCCUCCUGCAGUCAGUCAGAAGAGAGGAUGCAGGCAGAUAUAGCUGUGCUGUACACGGACACAAUCUCACAUCACCUCAUGUUGAUCUCAAUGUUAAAUAUUCCCCAAAGGAGACGUUUGUUGUGGUGAAUCCAUCUGGUGAAAUAGUUUUGGGUGAUUCAGUGACUCUGACCUGCAGCAGUGAUUCAAACCCACCUGCACAAAUCAGCUGGUUUAAAGGGUCAACAUAUAUUGGAUCUGGAGAAAUCUACAGCAUCACAAGUAUCUGCUCUGAUCACAGUGGAGAAUACAAGUGCAAGUCCAGAAAUGAAGUUGGAGAGAAAUACUCUGAUACUGUCACUUUAAAUGUCAUGUAUUCUCCCAGGAAUGUCUCAGUGUCCAUGAGUGGAUCUGGUGAAAUAGUUUUGGGUGAUUCAGUGACUCUGACCUGCAGCAGUGAUUCAAACCCACCUGUUCUGAACUACACCUGGUUUAAGGAGAAUGAAAGUUCAUCUGUUGGAUCGGGACAGAGUUACAGUGCACUACAGAGUGGAUUCUUCUACUGUGUGACUCAGAAUCAACAUGGAUCUCAGAGAUCAGCUGCUGUAUCAGUGACAGUCCAUUAUAGACCUGGUUGGCAUGUAGUGUUGGGGAUCAUGAUGGGAUGUGGAGGAUUAUUCAUCAUCAUAAUCAUCAUUCUGUUUAUAAUAAAAAGGGUGAAAAGAAGACCCACUAUUCAGGAUUAUGAGAACGCUGAUCCCAUUGAUGAGACAUAUACAGCUCUUGACUCCAACACCAGAUCGUCUGAUGUGUACAACACAAUCACAACUGUUCAUCCCAGAUCUCCUGAAGACACACAGAGAGCUCUUGCUCCUCAGCGAAGCUCUCAUGAAUAUGUGAAUCUGUCAGAACAUACCUAUCAGAAAGUCAGGUCUUUUUAAUAACAUUCAAUAAAGAACAAACUGUCCUCACUACUAUUCAAUAGAUAUUAAACCAUCAUUAAUUCCACCCCCAUUACCACCCAGUACAAUAUCACAGCAAAAGCCUUUGAUCUUCUCAGCGUGGCAUGCUGAUAAUAGAAAUAUGGAUUGUCAUUUGUUAUUGAAGAAUAAAUCAGCACCUGGAGGAUGUUCAAUGGUCAAAUACAUACUAUAAAAGUGACUGUGUUGCUUAUUCUAUAAAUGUUUGUUAAUGAUGCAUUUUUUUAUAUCAAUUCUGAAUGUUGAUUGUUUAAGUGUGUACGUCACCCAGACGUCUAUUUCAUGGGUGAGUUUACAUCUGGAAGACGCAUUUGUUCAUGUUGUUUGCUCACCUCUCAUGCCAUCUCAGAUGUCAAUAAGAGAUUCAGCAGAUGUCUUUGAGAUGUUUUUGAUUUAGAAUGCUUGUAAAUAUGAUUUUUUUAAAGAUGUUUAGCACAUGUUAAUUAAAUCAAUGUUUCAUGACCAUUUGUUUCUAUAGUUUUCAAGUUGUCUUGUAAUGAGCUGGAUAAUGAGGAGUCCAACAGAUGUUAUAUAAAAUAAACAACUACAG
Molecule: messenger RNA, 2178 nt
Organism: Xyrauchen texanus (razorback sucker)
Lineage: Eukaryota; Metazoa; Chordata; Actinopteri; Cypriniformes; Catostomidae
Product: B-cell receptor CD22-like
Exons: 10
Coding region: 117-1589 (490 amino acids)
Source: RefSeq, a predicted model, not a curated record